AAAAAGAAUUAAACAAAUACAAAAUGAGCAAGCUCCUGACCUCCGCUGACAUUGAGGAUGGCAAAAUUGAGUAUGACAGGGCCACCGGUGCUAGCACCCAGUAUAAACUGAUCGAUGGCGGCUAUGAGAUGAUCACCACGACGCCGCAGCCGAACGGCACGGUCAAGACCCAGGUGAAAACUUUCUGGGACCCGAAGCCCGUUAGCGAAGCGGACUUGGCCAAGGAGCAGGCCAACAAGAAGAUCAUCAAGCAGCGCCUGGGCAAGGAGAUACGCAUCGAUGAGAAGACCACCAUGUUGACUCGCGCCAUUGAGGGUGGCUACGAGGAGGUCUACACCACCAUCAAUGACGAUGGCACGCGCAGCAUGCGCACCAAGACCUUCUACGAUUCCGUGCCCACGGAAAUCAAUGAGAACACCACCACCAAGGUCAACAAGACCAAGAAGAAUGUCACCCGCAAGUCGUCGGUGGAUUCGACCGACUCGACCGAAUCUUCGUCGCGCCGCGUUGUGCAGAAGGUGCAGAAGAAUGUCAACGACAAGCAGUCCAACUAUCGCGAGGACACCACCAUCGAGGAGACGCGCCGUGUUAGCCAGAACAUUGAGAUCACCGAGAAUAAUCGCACCGUGCGCAAGAAUUCGCUGCAGGAGCAGAGCAUCAAGGCCGUCACCCAGAGCACCGGUGAUGCCAGCAAGAAGAAGAAGAAGCCCAAGUCAUCGGCGCCACCACCACCGGCCGACUUUGUGCAGAACGACACCACAACCGUGGCCUCGAAGCGUGUGCCCGGCGGCGUUGAGUACACCUACUCGACGGAAUUGGAGUCGGGCAAGACGAUCACCACCUCGAAGACCGUUUACGAGGAGGAGGAAGUCGAGCUAACCGAGGAGGAGAUCAAGCAGUAUAAGAAGACCUUGAAGGAUGCCGAAAAGCACAAGAACGUGACCAGCACCAAGAAGCUCAAGUCCGAGUCGGGCACCAAGAAGAUUGUGCCCUCCGAGAAUCCCGGUGAUGUGACCACCGUUGAGACCAUCAAGAUCGAGGGCGGCACCGAGUAUCACUACACAACUGUGACCUCUGAGGGCAUUGUGAAGAAGGCAGUGAAGACUGUGUUCGAUCCGGUGCCCAGCAGCAAAUCGAAUCCCGACGACACCGACGAGGAGGAGAUCAUUGAGGAAUACGAGGAAGAGAUCAUUGAACCCGGCGAGAAGACGGUCAAAACAAUUGAGACUGUGAAGCAGUUGCCUCACAAGUUCGAAGAGGAAGUGACCAUCACCCAUGAGAAGAAGGAGAAGAAGGUAAAGAAGUCCAUGAUCAUCAGCCAGUAGAGCGCGCACGGCACAACCAACACACAGACACCCCCACUCAGACACAAACAGACUCACACACACACACACUACUACACGCGCUAGCUUUUGUAUUCGUUGACAUUUGAAAAGUAUCUCUUUGACCUAUAAGUUUGGAAAUUAUUGGUACCCCUAAUAUGUAUUUCAGCGCCCAGUUCAGAGAGCUGUCGCUGGUCUUUGUACGCUUCUCGUAAGCUUUGUUAUUAAUUAUUUUG
Drosophila hydei is the source of this 1558-nucleotide messenger RNA. RefSeq lists its product as uncharacterized. Bases 24 to 1325 code for a protein of 433 amino acids. The record is from RefSeq and is a predicted model, not a curated record. NCBI's taxonomy places the organism in Eukaryota, Metazoa, Arthropoda, Insecta, Diptera, Drosophilidae. The transcript is spliced from 3 exons.